UCUACCAAAGAAGGAAACGAAAAACUAUGACCUUGAAAUUCCUUUAAUUAUCACGACGAAGUCUGGGAGUCAGCGAACGUCACAACGACAAGAGGAAGACCAAACAUACGAACCCGGACAUGAAUAUGAACCCAUUGAUGAUCCACCGACUUAUGCC
Molecule: messenger RNA, 157 nt
Organism: Acaulospora colombiana
Lineage: Eukaryota; Fungi; Glomeromycota; Glomeromycetes; Diversisporales; Acaulosporaceae
Source: the annotation of a GenBank genome assembly